Molecule: messenger RNA, 2154 nt
Organism: Falco peregrinus (peregrine falcon)
Lineage: Eukaryota; Metazoa; Chordata; Aves; Falconiformes; Falconidae
Gene: SCG3
Product: secretogranin III
Exons: 12
Coding region: 316-1710 (464 amino acids)
Biological process (GO): protein localization to secretory granule
Cellular component (GO): secretory granule membrane
Source: RefSeq, a predicted model, not a curated record
GGAGCGCAGCGGGGCGCGCAUGCUCCGCCGGCCGGGGCCCUCCCCCGUCUCCUCCCCCCGCCCGGCGCCGCGGGGACGGGCUCGACCAUUUCUGCGGGCGCGGGGCCGCGGGGCCGAGGCUUUCUCAGCGCCGCGGCCGGCUCUGCGCGGCGGCUUCAGCACCGCGCCGCUGGACAGCGCCCGCCGGGCGGCGGCUCCGCGCCGCUGAGCGCCCGCCGGGCCGGGGCCGCGCAGGGCAGCGCGGGCGGCGACCCCGAGGCUGCGGCCCCGUCCCUGCGCCGGGCUCGCCCGCCGAGGGCGCUGGGCAGCGGCGCGAUGUUCCUCAAGCUGGCGGUCGUGGUGCAGGUGCUGUCGCUGCUGGCAAGCCGGGUGCACGGCUUCCCGAAACCGGGGGGCAAAGAUAAAGCUAUACACAACAGACAAUUAAGUGUAGAAAGACCUUUGGAGGAACAGAUUGCUGAAGCUGAGGCAGACAAGAAUAGGAAAAUAGUUCCCACAGAAAAUAAGCCAGAGUUCAGGAAUUAUUCCUUUGUUGAUGAUCUGAACCUGCUAAAAUCAAUAGCAGAAAGAGAGAGGAAUGAAAAAGAGAGGGAGUCAAUUAGAAGCUCUUUGUAUGAACAGCAACUGGCCAUUGAUGAUGCAGACUCCACCAAGAACCGCAGACUUGUGGAUGACUAUGACUCCACUAAAAGUGGGCUGGAUUAUAAAUUCCAAGAUGAUCCAGAUGGCCUCCAUCAAUUAGAUGGCACUCCUUUGACUGCUGAAGACAUUGUUCAAAAAAUUGCUGCAAGAAUUUAUGAGGAAAAUGAUAGAGGAGUGUUUGACAAGAUCGUUUCAAAACUUCUAAAUCUGGGUCUAAUCACAGAGAGUCAAGCCUAUACCCUGGAAGAUGAAGUGGCAGAGGUUUUACAACAGCUAAUUGCAAAUGAAGCAAAGGAUCGUGAGAAGGAAUCUGAAGAUUUUGAUUACCCAAGCAGAGGAGACAGUGAUACAAAAGAAAAACAACAGGAAAGAAUGACGUCAAGCAAAGCUGAUCAGGACAGUUUCAUUAACGGAGAAAUUGAUGAUACACUGGAUAACACAUGGUCAUCAUCUAAUAUCUUGGAAAGAAGAAAUGAGCUGCCUUCUGAAGAUAAUUUUGAAGACCUCCAAUAUUUUCCAAACUUUUACGCACUAUUAAAAAGUCUUAACUCAGAGACAGAGGCAAAAGAGAAAGAGACCUUGAUAACUAUCAUGAAAACCCUGAUUGAUUUUGUGAAGAUGAUGGUUAAAUAUGGAACAAUCACACCAGAAGAAGGAGUUUCCUAUCUGGAAAACUUAGAUACAAUGAUAGCUGAGCAGACAAAGAAGAAGCUUGAGAACCCUUCCACUAAAACGAGAAAAAAGCUACCAGCAGACAAGAAUAGUGAAGAAGCAGACAGUACAAAGGAAGAAGCAGCUAAAAUGGAAAAGGAAUAUGAAAUUUCAAAGGAUUCUACAAAAAAUGAAGAACAAAAUGCAGCAGGAAACAGUGAAGAGCCCGGAGGGAAAGCUGAGGCAUAUUUGGAAGCAAUCAGGAAGAAUAUAGAAUGGCUAAAAAAACACAACAAAGACUAUGAUCUUUCAAAGCUGAGAGAUUUCAUUGAUCAGCAAGCUGAUGCUUAUGUGGACAAGGGCAUCCUGGACAAGGAAGAGGCAGAUGUAAUUAAACGCAUAUAUGGCAGCCUGUAAAAAGCUAGUGGCUGCCAAAGAUGUAGAAAACUAGUAUAGUUUCCCCCACUUCUGGCUCAAUGACUAAUGACCUGUUAAUUUGAAGAUAUCAUUAGAAGUGCUCUGUUUACAUUGUACUGACAACUUUCUAGACAGAAAUGAAGAGCUAUAGUGCUCCGUACACUGACUGCAUACUGUAUUUUCCUACACUCACAAAUCAAUCCUAAACGCCAAAUUCUGACACUGAAUCUCUAUUUGAUAGGAUAAACAGUUAUGUAAAGUUCUCUUUGAUUUACUUUUUGUGUUUGGUUUACUUUUGUAGAUAAACCAGUUGUUUCUGAUGGAAAGUUCUUUUAAUGCUACAUCUUCUUGCUCUCACUCCACUAGCUUUCUAUAGAUGCAACUAUGUAAAGGGCAUUAUUAGAAAAUAGUUCAUAGUUCUCUAAAUAAAGUAUUUGAAAAUAA